This is a messenger RNA of Camelina sativa (false flax), 2118 nucleotides long. Its product is annotated as pyrophosphate--fructose 6-phosphate 1-phosphotransferase subunit beta 2. Gene Ontology annotation, biological process: photosynthesis; glycolytic process; fructose 6-phosphate metabolic process. NCBI's taxonomy places the organism in Eukaryota, Viridiplantae, Streptophyta, Magnoliopsida, Brassicales, Brassicaceae. Gene Ontology annotation, cellular component: cytosol. Gene Ontology annotation, molecular function: ATP binding; 6-phosphofructokinase activity; diphosphate-fructose-6-phosphate 1-phosphotransferase activity. The record is from RefSeq and is a predicted model, not a curated record.
UUUUUUUAAAUUCGAGUUUUUUUUUCUUUUUCUUUCAAAACCAUCAAAUUUGGCAUAUUGGAAUAUUCGGAAAGAUUGUACAUUAAAUUUCAUCACCCACUUUUAGAAACUUAUCCAAACAGUUUCCGACACACACACUUCUGACUUCUGUCUGACAUUCAGAGAAUUUUUAGGAACAAAAGAGUCCAAAAGAACUCACAGAUGGCGUCACAGCUCGAUUUGAUCGGAAAAGACUACAUCGCCGGAAUCUCGAAUAAUCCUCGGGCGGCUAGCCGUGUAACUUCUGUAUACAGCGAAGUCCAAGCCAAUCGUAUCGACCACGCACUUCCUCUUCCUUCCGUUUUCAAAAGCCCUUUCAAGAUCAUCGAUGGUCCUCCCAGCUCCUCCGCCGGACACCCAGAGGAGAUUGAGAAAUUAUUCCCGAAUCUAUAUGGACAACCAUCAGCUUUAUUGGUUCCUAACCAAUCUGAUGCAGUUAAAUCGGACCAAAAGCUUAAGAUUGGUGUUGUGUUGUCUGGUGGACAAGCACCUGGUGGACACAAUGUUAUUUGUGGAAUUUUUGAUUACUUGCAGGAAUAUGUGAAAGGAAGUAGUCUGUUUGGGUUUCGUGGCGGUCCAGCUGGAAUCAUGAAGGGAAAAUAUAUAGAGCUUACUUCUGAGUUUGUCUAUCCUUAUAGAAACCAGGGUGGAUUUGAUAUGAUAUGUAGUGGAAGAGACAAGAUUGAAACUCCAGAACAGUUUCAGCAAGCUGAAGAGACUGUAACAAAGAUGGACUUAGAUGGUCUUGUGGUUAUUGGUGGAGAUGACUCCAAUACUAAUGCUUGUCUCCUUGCUGAACACUUCAGAGGUAAAAACAUGAAAACUCGGGUUAUUGGGUGUCCCAAGACAAUAGAUGGUGAUUUGAAAAGUAAAGAAGUCCCUACUAGUUUCGGGUUUGAUACUGCUUGUAAGAUAUACUCAGAAAUGAUUGGAAAUGUUAUGAUCGAUGCACGUUCCACAGGAAAAUACUAUCACUUUGUACGUCUUAUGGGCCGUGCUGCGUCUCAUAUUACACUUGAAUGCGCUUUGCAAACCCACCCAAACAUUACUAUUAUUGGAGAAGAGGUCUUCGAGAAGAAGCUAACGUUGAAGAAUGUUACCGAUAACAUUGUUGAUGUGAUCUGUAAAAGAGCAGAAAAUGGUUAUAACUACGGUGUCGUUCUUGUUCCCGAAGGUCUCAUUGAUUUUAUCCCUGAGGUCCAAGAGCUUAUUUCCGAACUAAACGAAGUCUUAGCAGAAGGAAACGUUGAUGAAGAAGGCCAAUGGAAGAAGAAUCUUAAAGAGGAGACUUUAAAGAUUUUUGAGUUUCUUCCACAAACUAUUCAAGAACAACUAAUGCUUGAGAGAGAUCCACAUGGAAAUGUCCAGGUGGCCAAAAUAGAGACAGAGAAAAUGCUGAUACAAAUGGUUGAAACCGAGCUAGACAAAAAGAAGAAGGCGGGUACAUACAGACGCGACUUCAUGGGGAAAUCACACUUCUAUGGGUAUGAAGGAAGAUGCGGGUUGCCUACAAAUUUCGAUGCAACUUACUGCUACGCAUUAGGUUACGGUGCUGGAUCACUUCUCCAGAGUGGAAAGACCGGAUUAAUUUCAUCGGUUGGAAAUUUGGCUGCUCCUGUUGAAGAAUGGACCGUUGGUGGUACUGCACUGACUUCAUUAAUGGAUGUUGAGAGAAGACAUGGCAAAUUCAAGCCUGUUAUCAAGAAAGCUAUGGUUGAACUUGAAGGCGCACCGUUUAAGAAAUUUGCGUCGCAGCGGGAAGAAUGGGCUUUGAAGAAUCGAUACAUUAGUCCUGGUCCGAUUCAGUUUAAGGGACCGGGAUCUGAUGCGAGAAAUCAUACCUUAAUGCUGGAACUUGGGGCUCAAGCCUAAAAUCUUUUUGGUAAUGUGAGAUUCACUCACUGGCUCACUUACUUUGUUGUUUUUUGCCUUUGCUGUAAAAAUAUUUUUGUAGUAAAGAAAGUUACUGGGAGUCAAGUAAACCAACAAGUAUUCAACGUGUAAGUCGUGAACUGUGAUGACUGAUGAUGACACUUGAAUAAUAAAAUUUCCUUGGUCUAUUGCCAUUAUUACUUUUUA